AUGAGGUGUAAGAAACAUCUUUCCGAUUUGAGUAGCGUCGUCGGCGUUUGCGCUACUUGUCUUCGUGAAAAGCUUUUCGUUCUCAUCGAGGCCCAAGCCCAUCUUCAGCAAGCGCAAGAGCAACGCCGGAGUUCCAACGCCGAUCCCGCCGCCGCGCGUAUUGUUUUUCCUCAAUCCGUUUCGCCGUAUGCCUCUCGCCGGGAAUCUGAUACCGCCGCCACCUGGUGCCUCAGCCGGCAUGGCUUGGCGGAUCAGAGAUUCCAUGCUACUCCGCAAGUGGGCCCAACUGGAGAACUAAUUUCCGGGAGCGAGUAUGCCAAUAAGAAGGAUAAGAAGAAGAAUUCUAGGUUUUCGUUGUUUUAUCAUAUGUUUAGGUCUAAAUCGGGUGAUCUGGAUUCGGAUUCGGAGCGCAGGGUGUCGAAUUCGGAUGAUCGGUGUAACACUAUGCCGUCGUCGUCUCCGUCGUGGUUCUCCACAAUUGUCGCAGGUCGUCGGGGGAGGAAAACGCGGUCGCUUUCGUUAGACGAAGCUACGGUCGGAGUGAGGCAGAGAACUCUCCGGAAUUGCGACAGAGGAAUGUCGCCGGCUAGGUACUCCGAUGAGGAGAACGAAGAGGAUUCGAGCGGGCAGUCGUCGCCAGCGUGGAAACAGACACCGAGAAGGACUCCGGCGUAUCAGAGAGGCGGCGGCGGCGGCAAAGCUGGUCUCAGCCGGAACGCGUUUUGUUUGAGUCCAUUGGUGUGGGCCAGCCCUAACCAACGGUGGAGUCAGAAGGGGAUGCAGCCGCCGGAGAUGGCGUAUCCCGGCGAGAUUAGAUCUCCCGCGAAGUCCCGCUUCCAUAAUGCGACGUCGUUCUGCAAGAACAGAUCGAGAAAACUUGCGGAUUUCGGAAGGUCCCGUCACAACCACUGA
Molecule: messenger RNA, 912 nt
Organism: Ipomoea nil (Japanese morning glory)
Lineage: Eukaryota; Viridiplantae; Streptophyta; Magnoliopsida; Solanales; Convolvulaceae
Exons: 1
Coding region: 1-912 (303 amino acids)
Source: RefSeq, a predicted model, not a curated record